This is a messenger RNA of Vollenhovia emeryi, 996 nucleotides long. It is a transcript of the gene mRpL2, whose product is annotated as 39S ribosomal protein L2, mitochondrial. The transcript is spliced from 2 exons. Bases 44 to 949 code for a protein of 301 amino acids. NCBI's taxonomy places the organism in Eukaryota, Metazoa, Arthropoda, Insecta, Hymenoptera, Formicidae. Gene Ontology annotation, molecular function: structural constituent of ribosome; RNA binding. Gene Ontology annotation, biological process: cytoplasmic translation. Gene Ontology annotation, cellular component: ribosome. The record is from RefSeq and is a predicted model, not a curated record.
AAGAUGGCACCGCUAAACACGAGGUAGUUGCAGCUGAUCCAAGAUGUCUGCCGCGGCGUUGGCACGUCGCGUUUUCGGUCAACAAAUAUCUAAUUUCGUCGGUUUCGCGGCCCCGGUGUUGUCUCAGGCGCCAAGAAGGUACAAGUGGAAGCUCGUGAAGCUGCCGGAACCGGGCACCGGCAUAGCUUUCCGAAGAAUCAUCCAUUUCAAGGACGAGUACACAGUGCAGCCGUUGCAGGUUACGAAUCUAGCAGGCAGGGAUCCUGUCACAGGCAGAGUAGUAGCCAAGGGUAUCGGGGGUGGCAUAAAGCACAAGUAUCAUUGGAUCAAUUGGUUCAGGGAUGGACCGAAGGACCUUAACGAACCGCCAAAGGAAGAGAAAGUCCUAGAGGUCUUUAAAGACGGCUGUAGAACGAGUUUAGUCGCGCUAGUCGGCAGCGGUCGGGAACUCAAGUACAUUUUAGCUACGGAGAACAUGAAGCCGGGCAACAUAAUACGUACUCACCAUGGAAUACCGCGUCAUACUGUGAGAGCCUUGGAAGGGGACGCCUAUCCUCUCGGUGCCUUACCCAUAGGAACCCCCGUUCAUUGCGUAGAGAAAUAUCCGGGCGUGGGUGGGUUCCUGAUUCACGCUGCUGGUACCCUCGGAACAAUAAUCAAGCGAGACGGGGAUCGCGUGGUAGUACAAAUGCCCAGCAAGAAGCCUUUUAGCCUCCACGAGACGUGCAUGGCUACGGUUGGACGCUUAUCGAAUGUCGAGCACAGUUCCACGCCAGUUGGUAGCGCGGGGAAGAAUCGGGAAUUAGGAAAUCGGCCGAGGAGCGGUCUGUGGCAACGUAAAACUGGCAGAUUCGGCCGUAAAAUCAGACCGCCUCCUCGCGUACAGCGUGUCGGUGAUGUACAAAAGGCAACGCCCGAAGUGAUUACUCUGAAUACCCACAAUAAUUAGACUAUAUAGGUUAAGAUAUAUAAUAAACGCUCGUUUCAAACACUCAA